This is a messenger RNA of Leptomonas pyrrhocoris, 1120 nucleotides long. RefSeq names its product putative 60S ribosomal protein L7. The record is from RefSeq and is a predicted model, not a curated record. Gene Ontology annotation, biological process: maturation of LSU-rRNA from tricistronic rRNA transcript (SSU-rRNA, 5.8S rRNA, LSU-rRNA). The coding region runs from base 224 to 1120 and encodes 298 amino acids. NCBI's taxonomy places the organism in Eukaryota, Euglenozoa, Kinetoplastea, Trypanosomatida, Trypanosomatidae. The transcript has a single exon. Gene Ontology annotation, cellular component: cytosolic large ribosomal subunit. Gene Ontology annotation, molecular function: RNA binding; structural constituent of ribosome.
GAAGGUCCAUCCACAGCGGUGAAAUAAGUUAAACUCCCUUUUUAUUAAGAAUAUAUAUAUUCUAAGGUGGCAGCCGUGCCCCGAUCGCGUCCGUGCGUCGUACCUUUCUGUCUUGAAUUCCCUGCACAGCGAGACACCACGUUGAACUCGUUGCGUACUCUUCCUUCAAGAGUACACGCGGAUACGCCCGCCAUCACAGAAGUCUUUUUUCGCCUGCUGCAGGAUGGGUAAGAACCCGCCGAAGUGGCUGCCUGGCGAGCGGGUGAAGGAGACGAUCCUGCUGCAGCGAAAGUCGGUCGAGCAGCUCCGCGCGGACCGCGUUCUGCGCAGAGAUAAACUGCAGGAGCGUCGCGAGCGCCACAAGAACAAGCUCGAUGCGAAGCGCAAGCGCAAGUUGGCGACCAAGAAGUUUAUCAACGCGCAGACUAUAUUGAAACACGCGCAGCGCAAGGAGCACCAAGGCCGCAAGUUUCAAAAGCUGGGCGAGAGGACGGAGGGUCAGCGUCGCAGGUCGAAGCAGGAGAACUACAUCAAUAAGCUAAAGAAGAGCCCGGUGAAGCUGGUGGUGCGGGCGAAGGGCAGCCAGAUCCCCCCCGAGGUAGCAGCGGCCUUCCGCAAGUUAGGACUAGAGAAGAUCUACUCCGCCCGGCUGAUUUGUUUGACGCCGCGCACACACAAGAUGAUUCGACAGCUCACCCCGUUCUGCAUUGUAGGCGUGCCGGACCGCGCGCAGCUUGAGUCGCUGCUCCGCACCCGUGGCUCCCUCUACAACGAGGAGACCCAAACGAAGCGGUUCAUUAGUGGUAACCUGCUGCUGGAGCAGGCCUUGGGCCAGUACAACAUUCUGUGCAUCGAGGACCUCGUCGAGACGAUCGCCACCCGCUCCGAGCACGUGGAGACGGUGCUUCACCACAUCGCACCCUUCGACUUCCACCCACCGCGUCAGCUCUUCGUCGAGCGGCACCGGUCGGUGCAUCAGAAGCUGGAAAUCGUCAACAAGGACUCCUUCGCUGCCUACCUGGCCGAUCAGCUGAAGCUGACGGCGAAGAAAGAGCGCAGGGCGAGUGCGGCUGCCAAGAAGGAGAAGAGGGCGACUGGGAAGCGCAAGGCUGCGGCGUAA